AAAUAUCUAACCGGUUCGACCCAUUCUCCAUCCAGUUGCGGAGGGGGACGGAGCACAGAGAACAGAAGAGAAUCGAUGGCUCGCAGCUUUUCGUACAUAACGGGAUCGCAGCUCCUGUCUCUCAAGCGUCGUCCCAAUAUUGCCAUUAUUGAUGUCAGGGAUGAUGAGAGGAGUUACGAUGGUCAUAUAGCUGGAUCCCUGCACUACGCGAGCGAUACUUUCACUGAUAAGAUCUCGAGUCUAAUUCAAGAGGUCAAAGGGAAAGACACCCUUGUGUUUCAUUGCGCUCUAAGCCAGGUUCGUGGCCCAACUUGUGCACGGAGGUUAGCCAGUUAUCUUGAAGAAUUAAAGGAUGAUACUGGAGUGAGGAGCAUUUUAGUUUUGGAACGUGGAUUCAAUGGCUGGGAGGCUUCUGGUAGACCAGUUUGUCGUUGCACAAAUACCCCUUGUAAGGCUGAGAUUGCUUAGUAGUUGAUCAAAAGAAAAGUCACGGUGAAGACGACAUUAUAAGCUCUCCUUACAGAGUCUAUGUUGUAAUAACAUUUAUACAUAUUGUUUGCUUGUUUUCUAGUUAUUCCAUGCUCUUUAGCUACAA
Molecule: messenger RNA, 595 nt
Organism: Tripterygium wilfordii
Lineage: Eukaryota; Viridiplantae; Streptophyta; Magnoliopsida; Celastrales; Celastraceae
Product: dual specificity phosphatase Cdc25
Exons: 3
Coding region: 76-468 (130 amino acids)
Cellular component (GO): cytoplasm; nucleus
Molecular function (GO): protein tyrosine phosphatase activity
Source: RefSeq, a predicted model, not a curated record